AUGGAGCUGCGGUUUAAGCAAUCGCCUCUUGGGUUCGACUUCUUGUACGUGCGUCUGUGGGCUCUGCGCCUCGGGAACCUAAAGAACGUGCUCAUCGAACUCACCAAGCAGUCAAGCUGGUUCGAUAUCAACAGAAGCGUAAAAUACGAAGCAUCAUCCGACCGUCAAGAACUGAGCGACACACUACUCGACCGAAUAACACCUAACACCGACGACGAGCCAAAGAGUAACUAUGCCAAAUAUGUAAGUACCCUGUGA
Trichophyton rubrum CBS 118892 is the source of this 258-nucleotide messenger RNA. RefSeq lists its product as uncharacterized. The record is from RefSeq and is a predicted model, not a curated record. The transcript has a single exon. Lineage: Eukaryota; Fungi; Ascomycota; Eurotiomycetes; Onygenales; Arthrodermataceae. Bases 1 to 258 code for a protein of 85 amino acids.